CCACCUCUACCUGCCUUACUUUCUCUCUCCAUAUUAUCCACAUCUCCCUCUCGCCUACUCAAAACCACCAGAUUUUCCUUUUAUAUUAUAUUUUAUUUGUUUUUGGAUUGACAAAAAUCAGAUAUAGAUUUAUCGAGGUUUAGAGGGAGAAACGUUUCGGUAAAAACACUAACACUAGUCACAGUCGCACUCCCUUGCUCCACAAAGAACAAACGUCCAUGGCAACAUAGCUACUUUGCUCUCUCUCUUCUUCUUCUUCUUCCAAAUACCGCGGAAAUGGCUCUUCCCCAGCUCAUUCCCUCAUCUUCUUCUUCUCUACACCAUAAACCCACCUUCAACCCCAAUCCCAUCCCCUACCCCUUAAACCCUAACCCUAAUUUCCUCUCUCCCCGUCUUCGCCGCAGCCACCACCACCGCCGUCAAAGACCGGGUUCUCUGAAAUGCUCGGCCUCGUCCUUCUCUGAGAGGCACCCCACCAAUCAGCCCAAGUCAGACGACGUCGUCGAGCUCCCGCUCUUUCCUCUGCCUCUGGUGCUCUUCCCCGGCGCAAUCUUGCCCCUGCAGAUCUUCGAGUUCCGGUACCGUAUGAUGAUGCACUCUCUCCUCCAGACCGAUCUCCGCUUCGGCGUCAUCUACAGCGACGCCGUUUCGGGCACCGCCGACGUCGGCUGCGUCGGCGAGAUCGUCAAGCACGAGCGCCUCGUGGACGACCGCUUCUUCCUCAUCUGCAAAGGCCAAGAGCGUUUCCGAGUCACCGACCUCGUGCGCACCAAACCCUACCUAGUGGCGGAGGUGAAGUGGCUCGAAGACCGCCCGUCGAACGACGGCGAAGAAGACCUGGAGGCAUUGGCGAACGAGGUGGAGUCGUACAUGAAGGACGUGAUUCGGUUGUCGAACCGGUUGGGAGGGAAGCCGGAGAAGGAUGUGCAGGACCUAAGGAGGAACCUGUUUCCGACACCGUUUUCGUUCUUCGUCGGGAGCACGUUCGAAGGGGCGCCGAGAGAGCAGCAGGCCUUGCUGGAAUUGGAGGACACGGCGGCGAGGUUGAAGAGGGAGAAGGAGACUCUGAGGAACACGCUUAAUUACUUGACGGCGGCUUCGGCCGUCAAAGACGUCUUCCCGUCGACGUGAAAAAUUCGCUGAAUUUGUGAUUGUUGUGCGGGAGAGGAGAGCGUUUUGAGGUAUAAAAAAUGCCCCAACUUGCCAUAGCAAAGCAAACAACUUGUAAAAUUUUCAAUUUUGCUCUUUCUUAAUUUCUAGAUUUUUUAGAUAUAUUCUUAAUUAUAAGUUGAAUUUGCACAUACUUGGAAAGUUUAUAAUGGGAUUCUUGUGUGGUGAUCUCCUGUACUUUUCUUCUCUGUCAUCUCAUCUCAUCAGCAAUUAGGAACUCAGAAAACCCAGCAGAACUGAAGGAUUUCCAUCUGAUUUAAUUUGACGAAAUGGCAAGGAUUGAUCACACAGUCCAUUGUUGUUGCAAAAAUCAGUAUGUAUUGAGAAGAUAUUACAUAAUCAUCAAAUGAAUGGGUAUUUGUGAGUGCAA
Molecule: messenger RNA, 1540 nt
Organism: Prunus mume (Japanese apricot)
Lineage: Eukaryota; Viridiplantae; Streptophyta; Magnoliopsida; Rosales; Rosaceae
Source: RefSeq, a predicted model, not a curated record